AAAAGUUCAGGCAGCUUUUUUCCCCCCAUGUAACACCCAGCAAAUACAAACCCAAACAAAUAGGGAAGGCAGAGGGGGGAAGUUAAAAAAAAGAAAGAAAAGGAACGGAACGGAACGGAUCCCCGGGCAGAGCCGGCCGGGGAGAGAAAGGCAACUUUUCGCUCCGCGCCAGGGAUCUGCCGCGAUCAUUCGGAACAAAACCGUUUGCCUGCUCACCCGCAGCGUCGCCCCCAGCCCACACUCUUGAGGCUACUAUGCUAUGUGUUGCUGGGGGGGUUUCAGGAGAUUCGUGGGGGAUCCUUGCCUUCCUGUGUGCCACGCUCUGGAACCUGCCUGUGGUGCCCGCCCUGAACAGCACGGACCAAGUGACCACCAGACAGUCCAUCCAGCAGAUGUACGACCUUACUCGGUAUCUGGAACACCAGCUGCACACCCUUGCGGCUACUUAUCUCAACUACUUAGGACCACCUUUCAAUGAGCCGGACUUUGACCCUCCACGUAUCAUUGGGGCAAAAGCUGUGCCAAGUGCCACUGUGGACAUUCAGGAGUGGCACAGCCUCAAUGACAAUGCACGGCUAGCAGCUAAUUACCAGGCAUACAGCUACCUGCUGAGAUACCUGAGGACCAUGGAUAGAGCAACCCCAGCUGCCCUGCCAACUUUGCACCACAGUCUAGCUCACUUCAGUGCCAGCCUGCAAGGCCUCCUGGGCUCUAUUGGUGGCAUCAUGGCUUCCCUGGGCUACUCGCUUCCAACACCAGAGCCUUCUGUUGUGCCUCAAAUUGAUCCACCCACCUUCCUGCGCAAGAUGGAUGACUUCUGGCUGCUCAAAGAGUUGCAGACCUGGCUGUGGCGCUCAGCUAAGGACUUCAAUAGAUUACGCAAGAGGGUGCCACCUUCUGCUGUUAUGCUGCACCUCGAGAGCAGGGGCUUCUGAUCCCACCCUGUCGCCAGUCUCUUUCUAUCUUCACCUCAUCUGCUGAUGUCAGAUGGCACCUCAUCUACCACUCAAGGUCUAAGGGGUUUCCCAAAACCUCUGAAUCCAUAGCCCCCUCCCAUCUUUCUUCAAAACGCUUCCCCACCAUCAGUGCUCCUUCACCCUUAUGGUGCUGCACUGCUCUCUCUGUUAGGGAGCUGUGCCUCUGGGUGAAUGAACCCGUUCCACCUAUCUGUUGUUUUCCUUUCUCCUGCUCCUCCUUGGUGCCCCGUAUUUCUCAUUUUCUUCCUAGAGGGGGCCGUUAAUUUUCCAAAAGGAGAGGAACAACCUUGUUCUCUCCCACCUCAGUGAUGAGCAAUAAAGCUCUGGCUUCAGGGCAGCAAACAUCUGGCAGCCUCCACCUCUGACACUCCACUCUCCGUAAACUGUUUCCCCCAGAGCCUGGGUUCCUGCAUUCUCAAUCUCUCUCUCUCUCUCUCUCUCUUUCAAUCUCCUUUUCUCUCUCUUUAGGGGACUGUGCCAAUUAGGAAUUUACAGAGGGCUUUUAAAAAGGCCUUUCGUGAGAAGCCAGCUUUUCAAGAUGCCUAGGCUGGUCCUCCUGUCAACCCAUAAACUCUAGGGGCAAAUCUUAACCAAAAAAGGCAAAUGAAACUCUCCACAGGAGGUAUCAUCAAGUCCAGAAUACAAGGCACAUGAUCCAAAUGCAAAACGAUGUACGUUUUCAGACACCCCCACCUCCACUGGCCACAUUAGAAACCUCCUCUCCUCUAAUCAUUCAUCCAAGCCACAUUUAUCAGACCCCAGAGAUGAGGUGGGCAACUUUGACAGGCCUGGUGACCCAAUUUUCUGCCUUUUGUCUAGGCCUGGAAAUACCUCCAUAAUAGACACACGGCUCAAAAAAAAAAAAAACACUAUACAAACACACACACAGAAAAAAACCCCCAAAAGUGCUCAGAUAGUGACUUCCUGGUUCGCUUUUAGAUUUAGGGAGAUGUCAGGGGGGGACUUGGGGGCCCUAGACCAAAAACCACCACUUCUGGAAGUUGCCAGGAGCACAAAAAAGAGAGGAGAGUUUCCUUCCAUUUUUAUAUACUUUUCCCCCUCAAAGGGUGAACAAAAAAUGGCCUUGGGGAACAGCUGUAGCCCACAGGCUGCACUUUGUCCACUCGUAGCAUACUGCCACAGUAACAUACAAAAGGGCUAUAGUUCAAGCCGGCCCCAAAAGGAGUCACUGCCUGCUUAUACCUCUCCCCUCAUGCAAUGGCAGGCAAGCCUGGUGAGGCUGCGUGGUUUACACUUGUCACCAGCACGGGAGGAAGAGGAGGGUUUCCUACACGUGGACCCAUCCUCAGUUCUUUCUCCUCCUCUUUGUCCACUCCUCUUCCUCCCUUCCACUAUCAGGUUGUGUUAUUCUCAGUUUGUCUGUAUUAAUAUUUAUUUAU
Molecule: messenger RNA, 2377 nt
Organism: Pogona vitticeps (central bearded dragon)
Lineage: Eukaryota; Metazoa; Chordata; Lepidosauria; Squamata; Agamidae
Gene: CLCF1
Product: cardiotrophin like cytokine factor 1
Biological process (GO): positive regulation of tyrosine phosphorylation of STAT protein; cell surface receptor signaling pathway via JAK-STAT; positive regulation of B cell proliferation
Cellular component (GO): extracellular region; CNTFR-CLCF1 complex; CRLF-CLCF1 complex
Molecular function (GO): cytokine activity
Source: RefSeq, a predicted model, not a curated record